UCGCCAACAGUCUGAUGCGGUUAGAAUCUUUUUUGUGCGUUUCAAGCUUAUUUCAACGAGUUUCGCUACAUCGCUGUGUUCAAAUUUUGUAUGGAGAAACGUCAAAUGCGCUCGUCAGCGCAACGAAGUUUUGCCAACUUAAUAGAAGAAGAAGGCUCGUAAUGGCGUCCAUACUGUCUUCGCGCAACGGUCGAGUGCACCGGAAGUUGUCGUCAAGUAGCAAGGAAAGGAAUGGAGCUAGCCAUGUUGUACUUUCGCUUCUGAAUAGGAGGAAAGGAAUACUGGAAGUGCAGGGUUACUCAAGAAUGCAUAUCGAUUUGAAGAGUGUGGAGUUGGAGAUUGGAAACAUCCGGGACCUUCAGGUCAGAGUUCGAGUGCGGGAGGGCCACAUACAUAAGUUCCCUUGGGCAAGGAACUAACAUACAAUUGCCUCUCUCUCCGGAGUGUCAGGUUCUGUCCAAGAAGCAAAGAAGAAGUUUACAUAUAGACAGUGACUGCUGAUAGUGUUUCAAUUGUAUACUAGUAUCGUAGAUUGUAUACUAGUAUCGUAGAAAGUAUAGUAGCAAGUACUUAGUAGUGUCUGCAGUAACCUGGGCCCUAAGGGUCCUUGUAACAAAAAAAAAAAAAAAAUGUAUGUGUAUAUAUAUAUAUAAAGAUAAGG
Corticium candelabrum is the source of this 661-nucleotide messenger RNA. RefSeq lists its product as uncharacterized. Bases 15 to 419 code for a protein of 134 amino acids. NCBI's taxonomy places the organism in Eukaryota, Metazoa, Porifera, Homoscleromorpha, Homosclerophorida, Plakinidae. The transcript has 4 exons. The record is from RefSeq and is a predicted model, not a curated record.